Topomyia yanbarensis is the source of this 717-nucleotide messenger RNA. RefSeq lists its product as uncharacterized. Bases 169 to 585 code for a protein of 138 amino acids. Lineage: Eukaryota; Metazoa; Arthropoda; Insecta; Diptera; Culicidae. The transcript has a single exon. The record is from RefSeq and is a predicted model, not a curated record.
GUGGCCCUUGAAAAACUGUCAGAACAAGUCUGACUCAGAACUGAAAAUACAAAAAUAAUCAAAACAAAGUGAUUUGUCUGUGUGGGCCAUUACAUUUUUUUUUACAAUAAUUACUCAUUAAAUUUCAUCAGCACAUUGUUCACAAUUGUAGAAUAAAAGCCCAACACCAUGUUUUCCUUCUUCAAAAGCAAGAAACCCAGCUCGGAUAGCAGUCCAGCCGAUCCUAUACCUGGUCCGAUUCCCCCGGCACCAAAGGAAGACGAUUUUAUUUUUGUGGAACGCAAAGCACCGGGCACACCCAGUGCGAACGGUUCGCCAUCCCACGGUAUUUACCCGAGCAUUCCGCCUUCGGCAGCCACUGACGCGGCUGGUGGUUCCCCAGCCGUGCGCCAGCAGAGUGAAGAGAAAACGAGCCAUAUUUUACACGGGGUGCCAUUUAAACUUUCGCCCGGCCUUACCAAGGACAGCAAUUUCGAAAUUACGCAGUACCAGCUCAACGAAAUAUUUGCCUUCAUCGGACAGGUGGCGAACGCGCAGCUCGAUUAUGAUUUUAGUCUGGAGAGAAGUGUGUUGAACGAUCGAUAGAUGGUAGCUUGUUAUUUAUAGAUCAAAUGCAUAUAUUAUUAGUGACGAUUAAAGAUAUGUAUAACUAAUCCUUGUUUGUAAUUAUUGGGUAAAGUCAAAGAUAUCAAAGAGAAAUAUACCUAGCUUAACUUA